This is a messenger RNA of Protopolystoma xenopodis, 174 nucleotides long. NCBI's taxonomy places the organism in Eukaryota, Metazoa, Platyhelminthes, Monogenea, Polystomatidea, Polystomatidae. The record is from the annotation of a GenBank genome assembly.
AUGGCAAGACUCAGUGACGAUGCCGGCCGAACGUCCUGGAUUGUAGAUUGUUCAUGGUCCGACUUCGGAAAUGAUCAUGCAGACACUGGACUACGGACUAGGUGCGUUCAUCCAGUUCUUCCUACCAAUAUGACCAAGUUGCAAAAACAAGGUCAAACAACUUCUAUACAAUGA